Molecule: messenger RNA, 1973 nt
Organism: Cuscuta europaea
Lineage: Eukaryota; Viridiplantae; Streptophyta; Magnoliopsida; Solanales; Convolvulaceae
Source: the annotation of a GenBank genome assembly
GGUUGCAUCUAUCAGGAAAUUUUGCAUUGCAGCCCUGCAGUCCUAUAAUUUAGAACCGGAAACGCCGUAAUGACGGACAUGGCUAGCGACUGCAAGUACUCCUGCAAAACUCCGAGUGAAACUUUUCAAUGGAUUCGAGCGAUAAUGGAUUUCAUAAAGCCUUAUCGGUUCUUCUUUGAUGCGCAUGUCAGCAAUUUCUUCAAGGACAGACUAUGGGAAGCUGUCAAUAAAGAGUGGAUGGAUUGUUUACAAGAUGAACUUGUGGAAAAUCUUAUCCAAAUUCCUUGUGGUGUGGUACAGGAUCACUGGCCUGCUUCACUCAAAGAAUUUGUCAUCACUCUGAGGUCCCUUUCUCUUCCCAGAAAACAGGCAAAUUUGCAGGAGGAAUUCCCACUAUUGCACAUGGCCUCGCUGAGUACUGUUCUUGCUCAAGGCAUGAACCUUAAGAAAAAACACGAAGUGGAAGUACUUGCUGCAGUGGUGGGUGUGAUUGCCAAAGAUGUUGAAACAAAAACAAUAGUUGAUGUUGGCUCUGGUCAGGGUUAUCUUGCACAAGUGCUUUCAUUUGAACAUGACCUUUCUGUUGUGGCGAUUGAUGCCUCUCCGCAUCAUGGAAAGAUUACUAGAGCACGUGCUGAGAGAAUAAGGAAGCACUAUGCCUCAAAGAUGCGCAAAUCUGGAUUAGAUGGCAGAAAGUGGUGUGUGCCAAAGACAGUGACCUGUCAAAUAUUGUCCUCUGAGACAUUGAAGGCCUUGAGUAAUGGCUCACUGCAUGAAUAUGGUGUUGUAAAACAAUGCCUUUUAAGAGAAAGUUCUAUUGGACACAGUCCAGUUGAGGAACAUUUAAGUCCUCAUUCUUACAUGAUUGGGGAUUCAUCAUUGAUUCUAGCUGGACUUCAUGCCUGUGGAGAUCUUUCUGUGACUAUGUUGAGGACAUUCUUGGAUUGCGAUGAAAUAAAAGCAGUGAUCAGUGUUGGAUGCUGUUAUAACAUGCUCACUGAAGAAGCUUCUAUCAUGGAUGGUCCUUCCUCUGGUUUUCCCGUGAGUAAAAGUGCUAGAACUGUUGGCUUAUGUCUUGGAAAAAGUGCCCGCGAUCUUGCUUGCCAGAGUGCAGAUAGAUGGAGAGGCUUAGGUCAAGCUGCUGGACUAGACAACUUUGAAUUGCAUGCAUUUCGUGCUGCCUUUCAGAUGAUUCUAUUGCGAUAUUAUUCAGAUGUAUUGACAAAAAGUCCUGCAAUAGGGCGUCAUGGAAAAACACUACGCCGCAAACAUUGUAACAGAACCCUGGAGUCUAAUUUCCAGUGUCAAUGUCCCAAACAAUAUAGUGGAUCCUCCUCAGAGAACAUAAGUUAUGAUGAGAAUAAGUGUUCCAUGUCUGUCCUUGGCUGUAGAUGUGAUGUCAAGAAGGGUGUUGAAGGUUUAGCCUGUGAUGAUGAUGGUGCCUUCUUUAAUAAAACGUCUUCCGCUCUGAGUUCCAGAACAGGAACUGCUAAUUCAAUGGAUAGUUUUUCAUUAUUCAUAAAAUUCUGUGAAUCUGGGCUUGCCCGCCUUAGCCUCCAGUCACAGGAAAUAGAUUAUCUUGACAUAUGGAAGGAGACGCAACCUUUCGCUGGGAUGAUAGGGCCUUAUUGGUCUCUUCGUGCUGCUCUAGGGCCUGUUUUGGAAACUAUUAUUUUGCUUGAUCGGUUAUUGUUCCUCCAGGAGAGUGGUAAAUGCAUGCAAGUUGGCCUGUUUCCUCUUUUUGACCCAGUACUUUCCCCAAGGAAUAUGGCUAUAAUCGCUAAGAAAAUAUAGAAGCUUACUAUAUCUGUGAACUUGCACCAUUGUAUAUUUGUAUCCCAAUAUCCCAUUGUAGCAAUUGGAAAGUUUUCCAAAUUUAGAAAACAGAACUUUUUGGAAAUAUUCAUUCUUUAGAAGAGUAUUCUAGUUUAUUCUUUCUGUGGUUAGAGAAUAUAAAUCACAUCGUUAUGUCC